AUGUUAUCAACAAGAUUUUCAGUAAACUCAGCUCAGAGAGCGUACAGAGAAUCUCAAGCAAGUCGCUUAAAUUGGUUUAAUGUCAAUGGUAUCUCGCCUGACUAUUAUAUAACUAUUAAACUUUCCAGAAAUCCAGUCUCACCGACUGACAGAUCAACAGUAAGAACAACAAUUCUUGCGCUUUUAAAUAAUUCUCGAUCUCCAAGAAAAAAGAUUAAAUUAGUGCAACGUCGUCGUUCAAAAGUGCUCAUAUUUUUCAAUAGUGAAAGUGACCUACAAACGUUCGUUACGGACCAAGCCCAAGUACUAAGAAACUGGGAAUACCAAACUCAUCUUCCAACUGACUCAGUGAUUAAAUUCACGAUCCCCAAAACUUUCUCAUCUGACCAAAAGUUGACUCUAACUGAACUUUUUGUAGCUCAGAACAACUUAACACCAGAUCAAACCACAAAAAUCAUCCAUCUUGUUACUCAUCAAGCCAACUCAACCACUUUCUUGGUUCAAAUUAGCCAAGAAAACAGAGAAAAACUCCUAAACGAGGACUACUGGGUUCAUCUCUUCAAAUACACCGUUCGUUCAUAUGACCAUCUAAUAAUCAAACUUUGUGAAAAUUGUUGGUUAUUCAAUCAUUAUUAUAAUAAUUGUGCAAGACUGCCCAAGUGUAAACUGUGUUCUGAACCCCAUGAUCAGAACGUCUGUGAACUAAAUCCUCAAAUUCAACAGUUAAAGUGUGCCUCCUGUCAACCCCCUUAUAACAAUCAUCAAACAGCAGACAUAAUCUGUCCACUCCUGAUUCAAAACAUCAGACAAGUAACCAAGAACCUUGUUAAACUUCAAACUCCGUGGCUUAUCUUACCUCCUCAAUUCCCAAUUGAACAUGGACCUCUACCAUCUUAA
Tetranychus urticae (two-spotted spider mite) is the source of this 897-nucleotide messenger RNA. NCBI's taxonomy places the organism in Eukaryota, Metazoa, Arthropoda, Arachnida, Trombidiformes, Tetranychidae. The record is from RefSeq and is a predicted model, not a curated record.